AAGGAGCUGCCAAAAAAACAGAGAGAGAAGAAAAAAAUACUAAUUAAUUUUUUUUUUGCAACCUAACGUGAUUUAUUUAUAUCGAUAUAAUUACCAAGAAAAUAAAAAAAAAGAUGAAAUUUUUAAUGAAGAAAAUGGAGAUAAUUUUUUCAAUUAUAAUAGAGAAAAAGGAGGAGAGAAUUAUUUUAGAAAAACGAAAGAGAAGAAAAAAGAGGGGGGAUUUUUUGUGUUUUUUUUUUUUUCUUCUUCUUCUUCUUCCUCUUAUUUUGUGUGAAAUUUGAACAACAAAAGUGGCCAGCAAAACGCAAAUUGUUUGCCAGGAAGGUGGUGAUACAAGGAGGAGAACAGGAGGUUUUGUUUCAUUUUUGAAGGGAAAAAAUUCAUUAAACAUGGAUCGAAAUAGCGAAGGAGGAACGCGUAAUGCAUCCUCAAGAAAUCGAAAACAACGUCGCAAGAAGCCAAGAAAUUCUUCGGGCGACGUUAAGGUGAAGACAAUGACGAGUUCGACGGAAAUUUUGAAAGAUGUGCAAAAAAUUGGACAAUAUCCACCGAUUCCAAUGCCAAGUUCAGCUCCUGCAAUUUCAAAUCAAAAUCAUCAAUCCGCGGCACCUUUGCGUCCCAGGUCUCUUUACACCGCUCACAGUUAUCACGACGAGUCUCAUUUUCAGAGAUACAGUGAAUUUUCAAAAUAUUUCGAGACCCCACCCUCGGAUCAAUGGGGAGGAACUGUAAACAACAAUAAUAGCAACAACAAUAAUAACAAUAAUAAUAACAACAACAACAGUAACAAUAGCAAUAGUGGAUAUUUGUCAACGAGUACAACAAAUUGGCGUCAACCGAGAAAUCAAAAAUCAUUUUCACCAUCUUAUUAUCCAAUUGAGGAGACUUGCAUUUAUACGGAAAAUUGGCGAGAUCAUGAUAUUGAACCAAUUCCUGGUGGCGCCAUUGCCACCCCUCAUGGAACAAUUUCCCUUCGAUUACAUAAUCGAAUACGCGUUGAUAUGACAAUUGAUCGCGCCGUACGCGUCAUUAAUUUCAAGAAUAAUAUUGUCCUGGCUCUGAGUGGAUCAGGUGCAGCGGCAGCUCUUUUACAUCCAAACGGAAGAAUUUAUCAAUAUGGAUCUCGUGUUGAAAUUUUAGCCCACGAUACUCAUGGAAAUAACAAGUACGCAAAAAUGUGGUACAAAGGCGUCAGCUUCACUUCCGAACAAUGUGCUCUUGUUUAUCUUGUCGACGCCGCCGGAACAAGAACCACGACUGAUUCCUUUUCCGAUAUGAGUCAAGAUAUUUCGUUGAGUGUUUUUUAUUCGGAAUCACGACACGGUCCAGGAUGUAUGCAAGAAGCUGCAGCUGCUCUUUCGUCGGCCCAAUAUUGGCUGACCGACGAGGGCGUUGAAAAUUGGAUCAUCAACAAUGUCCGAAUUUCACAAACACCCGAUGGCCUUGUUAGAAUUGCAAGAAAUAGCAAUAAAUAUCAAUUGCGAACAUCGCCAAGUAAUGGAACAGCAUCGUUGACAACUCCAUUUUUACAUUGUACAGCUUCCCUUGGACAAACUUCACAUCUUUUUGUACGUCGUGGCGAAAGACGAAUGCAUUAUGAUGGCACCAGUUUUAUUGUGAGAAACGCUGGUCACAGCGCUGGAUUCGAUGAUAAUAAUCAAUUAAAAGUUUAUUAAAAAAAGAAAAACAAAAAAAAAAAGAGAGAAAAUAGGAAUUUCCAAGAAGAUUUUAUGAAAUGAAAAAAUUUCAUUUCCAUUUUUUUGAAAAAAAAGGGCCCAAAAUAAUGACAAUGAUUAUAAAUUUAAUUUAACAAAGGGGAGCGAAAAAAAAAGUUGUCAUUGAACUAUUUUUUUUUCUUUUUUUUUAACCUUACCAUGAGCAAAGAAUUAUGUGCAAACAGGUUUUUUUCAUUUAUCGUAGGAAGCAUUCAAUAAUAAUUUCAAGAAAAAUUUCUUUUUUUAGGUGAGAAAAAAGUAAUUUUUUUUUUUGUUUUUAUUAGACGUUAGAUUUUAAUGCUUUUCUCUCUUUUUUUUCUGGUAAAAAGAGGAACAAAAAUUUUCUUCUUUUUUUUUUGCACUAAAAAGAGAAAUAUUUUCUUUGGGACAAAAGAGAGAAAAUAUUUUUUGUUGAAGGCGCAGAAAAAAAGAAAAAUAUUUUCAUGUUUUUAGAAAAAAAAAGAAAAGAAGGGGAAAUUUUUUCUGUAACAAAAAUUAGAAAAAAAAUUUCUAUUUUAACAAAAAAGAAAAUGGAAGAAAAAAGGAAUUUUUUUUUGUUUUUUAGGAGAAAAUAAUUUGUUUUUCUUUUUGGGACAAAAAGAGAGAAAAAAAAAUGGGAUAAAAAGGAGGAAAAAAAAAUUUGUUUCUUUUUUUUGGAAAAAA
Leptopilina boulardi is the source of this 2378-nucleotide messenger RNA. RefSeq names its product probable serine/threonine-protein kinase cdc7 (gene fest). Bases 390 to 1676 code for a protein of 428 amino acids. NCBI's taxonomy places the organism in Eukaryota, Metazoa, Arthropoda, Insecta, Hymenoptera, Figitidae. The transcript is spliced from 8 exons. The record is from RefSeq and is a predicted model, not a curated record.